AUGAAUCUUCAAAGAAUUAAGUGGAGCUUGUUCAUGUUUACAAUCUUCAUCUCUCUUCUCGUGUUCUCUGCUCACUUUUGUCUGUUUGGUCGGCGACUAUGUAUGAGGUUUCCGAGAAUAACAACGGAAUCGUCAAAGCUGUUAAACACAUAUUCACCAUCAAUAUCGUCAGAAUAUCCCUCGGAACACGAGGAAGAUUUCCUUGUGAUUCCAGGCUUAAACCAGCAUAUAUGGGAAAGCAACUGCUUGAGCAACAUAGAAACACUCUGUAAUUUUCCAGUUUUUCCGAAUGCGCCAGACAAGAGAAAUGUUAUACUAAGCACUGAAAUUCUGACCGAAUCUUAUAGAGCCGCCCACGAUGGUCAGCGAUUAUUUGGUUACCUCCUUCCAAAUUUAACCGGUGAAUAUUAUUUCGCUGUGUCUACAAAUGGUUACGCGGAAAUUUGGCUUAGCUCAAGCAAAAAUUGGAAGGAAGCAAAAGAAAUACUGUUCUUGAGGCCAUUUGACUUACAGUUAACACUUGGGCGGUUGGAUUUCAAUGCAUCAAAGAAGCAGAUCUCCAAAGGUAUUCGUUUGAAAGCAAAGAGGAGAUAUUAUUUAGAAAUCGUCUACGCACCCGGUUCACCGAAUAAUAUUGACAACAACUUUAUUCAAGUUGCUUGGAAAAGACCGCGACAAUCCAUUUUUGAGAUUAUUGAAAGCAAUUUUUUAUCCUUGUAUAAGAAUGACAGCGAGAAAUGGCAGCUUCAUUUGUACGACGAUGAAAUGCCGGGGGCUCUCCCAUGCAGGGCGAAGAAGCACAGUAACUACAGAAACAAGUACAUGAAAUCUGAGAGUUUUCCCUAUUUAAAGCAUCAAAACGUGCAGAGGACUUUGAAUUAUUGCAAUUAUAGGCCUAGUUAUCUUGUUAACCGCGCGGAAUUAUUGUCGUUUGGUCAGUAUUACGGAGUCUAUAAGUAUACCCGGAAGACCUACAGUUAUCAGUUCCCCAAUGUUGAGGGAAUCACCAGGGAUCCUGGGCGUGAACAGGAGUUUAUAGCUGAGUAUCCAUUAGAUAAAAAUGAGGUUUGGUCCAUAGUCAAACGGUAUAUGACGGCCCUUAGGAAGGCCUAUAAAGGGUAAGUGACAACAAUCUCUGAACCUUAAUGUGAUUUCGCUUUUUUAUUCGCCCAGGCCUCGAAACCAAGUCGGACUUUUAAUUUGAACCAAAAUCGGUCUAUUCAAUCUAGACUCUGACUCGGAGAAUGAAUCUAUUGAUGGGUUUCUUUUAUGGUCCAGGGCCCAUUCUGGUAGCUCGAAGGCUAUGCUCCCCAGACCGCGGCACACUUCCCUCCAACGCCAUGAUACCAGCUAUCGUUUGUUCUUUGAUUAGCCUGAGAAAACAGCCGACAUGACGACAUGAUGACGUCAUUUCCCAGAUCUGGGUAGUGAUGCGUCAUCAGUAUGGAUUUCAGUUCUGCGUUCAUUUUUCAGGCGUCAUUUCGCGCAUUUCAGUACUGGUGGCGACGCGAAAUGUUGACUGUUUUCUCCGGCUAUCUUUUUUCUUUGAUCAAUUUUUUGAAAUUGAAGAGCAGAGAAAAGAGUGCAAAAACAACUCCGGAGGAUUUUCGCCAGAUACUACCCCUUAAAACUUAAAGAUCACACAGUGUUUUUCUUUCUAAACGCCAUUUUUGCUUUUCAGAAAAUAUGAACUCGAGUCUAUAAAGCACGUUGAGAAGAAAGAAGACCCUGGGAAAGGAGGGAGAUACUUUCUAGAACUUGUUGUUAAAGAUCUUACCGACGGAAAAAGAUAUAUCUUAGCAGAAUAUGUCUUUCAACCGAAUGGGAGGAAUAUUCCAUUGUGUUACCCUGAGGGGCUACAGUGGAACAGAACAGCAGAUGUCUACCUGAUUCUCACGGCCAAGAACCUGGGUCGGUGGAUUCAUCAUUUUAUAAAGAACGUUGAAAAGAUUUUUCAGGAAACGAAAGAUGAGCAUUUACACGUGGUUAUAUACGACUUUGACAGCCCCGAUAUCAAUUUAAAGCAGGCUUUUGAAAGAACUACCCUAAGGAAUUACCAUUAUAUCAUUAAGCCUGGAAAGUAUUCGCGCACUCAUUUAGUGAAGCUGUAG
Messenger RNA from Porites lobata, 2111 nucleotides. NCBI's taxonomy places the organism in Eukaryota, Metazoa, Cnidaria, Anthozoa, Scleractinia, Poritidae. The record is from the annotation of a GenBank genome assembly.